This is a messenger RNA of Hyphopichia burtonii NRRL Y-1933, 1500 nucleotides long. RefSeq lists its product as uncharacterized. Bases 1 to 1500 code for a protein of 499 amino acids. The record is from RefSeq and is a predicted model, not a curated record. Gene Ontology annotation, biological process: regulation of DNA-templated transcription; DNA-templated transcription. Lineage: Eukaryota; Fungi; Ascomycota; Pichiomycetes; Serinales; Debaryomycetaceae. Gene Ontology annotation, molecular function: DNA binding; zinc ion binding; DNA-binding transcription factor activity, RNA polymerase II-specific. The transcript has 2 exons.
AUGAGUAAUGCUAGGACCCGAUUGACUUGGGCAUGUCUAAGAUGCAAAAAGAAAAAGGUUUCUUGUGACAGUGGCAGACCAAGCUGCUCAAGAUGUGAGAAACAAAAUACACCUUGUAUUUAUUUACAAGACAAACGAAUAGAUAAAAAAUCCUCAAGUCAGAAGAAUAAAAAAAGAGUCAAUGUGCCAGAAAAAGCUCAAACAGAGAUUCCUGUUUCAUCAGAGCUUCCAAAGAGCUAUUUAAGACCCGAUAAUAGCACGGUGGAUUUCAAUUUUGACAAAUUUAUGGGCUACUGGAACUCAGAUUGUCUUGAGAUAGAGGAAGAUACAAUAAAUCAUUCUCUCUUGCCCGAUUUUGAUAUAAACCAAUUUUUGAAAUACCUUGACGACGACGCAUCACCUAUAAUUGAUCCCGUUAAGGUCGAACAAUCUCCCCAUAUAGACUUAAUAGAGUCGGUUUUCCAAAAUAAAACCCAUCCUCCACCUGGUAUCGUUAAACAGUAUAUAAUUGAUAUUGACCAUAUGUAUUAUGGUGAAAAAAAAGAUUUACCCAAGGAUGCAAUAUUCCUUCUAUCGACUAUUCUAUGUCUUGGUGCUUUGACAUUAGCCAAACGUGACUUAUUAGCUCAAAAAAUUCGUCCAAAUGAGAUUACUGUAUCUGAUGCUUUUACUCAUUAUCAAAAAGCUAAAAGUUAUUUAACUGAUAUUCUAGAAAACCCCUCUAUAAAUGGCUUUUUGGGCUUAGUGUUGAUGGCAAAUUUCAUGACUUUAAUGUUAUCUUUGGAAGGUCAAAUGUUUUUAUGCUUUAAUGCCUUACAAAUUGCAGUAUCAUUAGGACUAAAUAUUCAACCUUUUGAAGGAGAAGGCGACAAUCAUAUAAUUUUGUUCUGGAGUUUAUGGUGCUCUUCCUGCAUGCUUGCUGGUUUCCAUGGUAGACAGUCUCCAUUGAAUAUCAGUGAUAUAAAAGUCAGUCGACCAAUUGAUCUUCUGUCGAUAGAAAAUUAUGGAAAUUGGGGAGGUACAAUGUUCAAUGCAAGAAUUGAUUUCGCUCAAGCUUUUUCUUUGGCUCAUCAAGUAAGUAAGUUAGGACCUGGUCAGGAAUUUGAUGCAUUAGCAACUUUUGUCAAUAACUUGUCAAAUCAUUUAGAAAAUCUAAAGUCAAUUCCUUCUGCUGAUUUUGAUCUGUAUAAUCGUCGAAUUUUUUAUUUUAAAGAGCUCGAAUGCUGGAGAGCUCAAACUAUUAUGUUGCUAUACUCGGAUCAGCUUGUAAGGGGCAGAAGCUUAAAUUCUGUUUUAGAAGCUCAAAGAAUUAUAAGAGAUUUAUGGUUUUAUUAUACUUAUGAUUUUCCAGAAAAUCAAGAACGUUUGAUUUCUUAUUUAGAUUGGAACUUCUCAUACCCUUUUAGAACAGCAUCUCUCACUGUUUGGAUUGCAUGUGUAAUUAUACAUAGGUAUAAGCAAUCUGUACCUUAUUUAGAGCAUGAGAAUAUCAAUCCUUAG